Helianthus annuus (common sunflower) is the source of this 477-nucleotide messenger RNA. RefSeq names its product 60S ribosomal protein L24-2. Gene Ontology annotation, molecular function: mRNA binding; structural constituent of ribosome. Lineage: Eukaryota; Viridiplantae; Streptophyta; Magnoliopsida; Asterales; Asteraceae. The record is from RefSeq and is a predicted model, not a curated record. Gene Ontology annotation, biological process: cytoplasmic translation. Gene Ontology annotation, cellular component: cytosolic large ribosomal subunit.
AUGGUUCUCAAGAUUGAGCUAUGCAGAUUCAGUGGCCAGAAGAUUUACCCUGGUAGGGGUAUUAGAUUCAUCAGAAGAUCUGAUUCACAGGUUUUUUUGUUUGCAAAUUCCAAAUGCAAAAGGUACUUUCAUAACAAGCAGCUGAAGCCGUCAAAGCUUACAUGGACCGCGAUGUACCGAAAGCAGCACAAGAAGGAUCUUGCGCAAGAGGCUGUGAAGAAGAGGCGUCGUGCAACCAAGAAGCCGUAUUCCACUAUUGUGGGAGCUACUUUGGAAGUUAUUCAGAAGAAGAGAAGUGAGAAACCUGAAGUCCGUGAUGCUGCUCUUCGCGGGAAAUCUACAGCUAUUUAUGCUUGUGCCAAAGAGGAAGGGUUUCAAGUUAUCGAAGUGAAUACAUUAGAUUGGGGAAACAGUGCGCUAUCAACUUUGGUUCUUUCAUAUUCACCAAAAAGCGAGCGUGCUUGGACUCAUAUGUAA